GACUCUUCUGACGCGUGUCCGGCCUCCAGAGUCAGACCCGGAACUUCAGCAGAGAAAGUGAACGCGACUCCCGUUAAACGAUAACCGGAGGGGCAUCUACAGCUUUUACUGGAGAUAUCGUCCGUGCAGGACUUUAACUGAGAUCGCCUGAAGUGUCAGAUAUGUACCGCUUGCGGGCUCUGACGGCUGCCACCGUCGGGAUGGUGCAGUUGUCAAGACGGCAUCAUGGCGGUGCCUUCCGUUCCUAUCAGCGGCGUCGAGUGAUGCUGGCUGCCCUGGCGGGGGUGACGGGCAUCUCAGCCAGCGCUGGACUACUGUGGACAAGAGCAUAUGCAGAGGCGGGAUCUUCAGUCAAGCAUGAGGAGCAGAUGAAGGAGGAGGAGUUUUUGAAGGAUAUAGAGGAGGAGGCGGGGUCAAACGGUGCUCUCAAGACGAGUAGCAGGGAGGAGGAAGACGAGGCAGGCACAGAAGGGAAGAAAAAGAAACAGAGAGUCGGCUUCCGUGACCGCAAGGUGAUGGAGUAUGAGAAUCGGAUCAGAGCUUACUCCACCCCAGACAAGAUAUUUCGCUACUUUGCCACCCUGAAGAUCAUCAGUGAGCACGGAGACGCGGAGGUUUACAUGACUCCACAGGACUUCGUGCGCUCUAUCACACCCAAUGAGAAACAGCCAGAGAACCUUGGUCUGGAUCAGUUUGUGGUGAAACGCUAUGAUGGAAAGGUAAGCAGCGAGAUCUGUAAGAUCUCCCAGGACAGAGAGAGGUUUGCAGAUGAGGACAGCAUUUUCUACACACUGGGGGAAUGUGGACUCAUCUCUUUCUCUGACUACAUUUUCCUCACAACCGUCCUUUCCACUCCUCAAAGGAACUUUGAAAUCGCCUUCAAGAUGUUUGACUUAAAUGGAGAUGGAGAGGUCGACCUUGAGGAGUUUGAACAGGUUCAGAGUAUCAUCCGUUCUCAGACCAGUAUGGGCAUGAGACACAGAGAUCGCUCCACCACAGGAAACACUCUGAAAACAGGAGGCUGCAGUUCAGCCCUCACCACCUACUUUUUCGGGGCUGACCUGAAGGGCAAGCUCACCAUUGGCAGUUUCCUGGAGUUCCAGAGGAAACUGCAGCAUGAUGUGCUAAAGCUUGAGUUUGAGAGGAAUGAUCCAGUGGACGGCAGGAUCACAGAGAAGCAGUUUGGAGGAAUGCUGCUGGCCUACAGUGGAGUUCAGUCUCGCAAACUCAAACAGAUGCAGAAGAACCUCAAGAGGAUGUUCAAGGAUGCUCAGGGCAUCACGUUUGAAGAAGUGGAGAACUUCUUCACCUUCCUGAAGAACGUGAAUGACGUUGACACUGCGUUGAGUUUCUAUCACAUGGCUGGCGCCUCUAUAGAUAAAGCCACCAUGAAGCAGGUGGCCCGCACUGUGGCCAAGGUAGAGCUGUCUGACCACGUGUGUGACGUGGUGUUUGCCCUCUUCGACUGUGACGGAAAUGGGGAGCUGAGUAAUAAGGAGUUUAUCUCCAUCAUGAAACAGCGGCUGAUGCGUGGGCUGGAGAAGCCCAAGGAUAUGGGUUUCACCCGGCUGGUGCGUGCCAUGUGGAAGUGUGCCCAGAAUACUGCCUGGGACUUUGCCAUGCCGAAACAGCAGUAACA
Messenger RNA from Carassius carassius (crucian carp), 1639 nucleotides. RefSeq names its product calcium uptake protein 1, mitochondrial. Gene Ontology annotation, molecular function: calcium ion binding. The transcript is spliced from 12 exons. Lineage: Eukaryota; Metazoa; Chordata; Actinopteri; Cypriniformes; Cyprinidae. Gene Ontology annotation, cellular component: uniplex complex. The coding region runs from base 162 to 1637 and encodes 491 amino acids. Gene Ontology annotation, biological process: mitochondrial calcium ion homeostasis; calcium import into the mitochondrion. The record is from RefSeq and is a predicted model, not a curated record.